Messenger RNA from Cladophialophora psammophila CBS 110553, 381 nucleotides. Its product is annotated as endoribonuclease L-PSP. The record is from RefSeq and is a predicted model, not a curated record. Lineage: Eukaryota; Fungi; Ascomycota; Eurotiomycetes; Chaetothyriales; Herpotrichiellaceae. The transcript has 3 exons. Gene Ontology annotation, cellular component: cytosol; mitochondrion. Bases 1 to 381 code for a protein of 126 amino acids. Gene Ontology annotation, molecular function: deaminase activity.
AUGUCGUCCGGAUUGACUCCUGUUUUCUCCAAAGAUGCCUGCCCUCCUGCCGGCCCGUACAGCCAGGCAAUCAAAGCGGCCGGUCAGAUUUGGGUAGCGGGACAGAUCCCCGCAGACUCGACUGGGAAGCUGGUGGAGGGGUCUAUUGCGGACAAGACUGAGCAGUGUUGCAAGAACAUCAAGGCAAUUCUGGAGGCUGCGGGAAGUGAAAUGGGAAAGGUCGUCAGAGCUGGGGUCUUCCUGUCCGAUAUGAAGUAUUUCGGGGAGAUGAACGCCGUGUAUGAGAAGUACUUCUCGCACAAACCGGCAAGGACUUGCGUUGCUGUACGGGAACUACCCAAGGGCGUCGACGUCGAGAUUGAAGCAAUUGCUCUUCAAUGA